UGUGUACGCAGUUGAUUCAGCAUGUGCGUCGGGUGCCAUUCGUAAAGUGAUGGUCUGUUAUUUCAUGCACACAUAUAGAGAUGCGAGCGGGAGCGCAACUUCUCCGACGAAGCUGUCUUAUUUAUAUUUUAUAGACCAAUAUAUUUACGUAUCGAUUUCUUGUUUUGCUGAGGACGUUUCGCUACGGUAUGAUUUCAUUAUGAUUUUGCGUGCAUAAUGUGCGGGGCGAAGUGAUGCGGCGAUGUAUUUCUUCGGGCAAAAUUGUCACGGGGUCCGGAGAGCUGUUUUCAAAGAAGUUCUGUGUGGUCAUUUUAACCGUUAGAAAAAACAUCAGCUGAGCUUGUAGUAAGCACUGUAAUUGUUUACCUUUGAUACAUUUGGAUACUGAAUGUGACUGAGGGUUGAAAACCAGUUUGGACAUAGACCGACCUGUCACAACGCAAAAAUGACCAACUACAAGAAUAUGGAGACACAUACCACGCAUGUCUUGCUAUUGGCGGUAUCAAUCAUCUGUACAGUCUUGGGGUCCCGUGCACGUUUUGAGGACAGCUCACCUCGGAUCUUGGAAGACCCCUCUGACUUGAUCGUGUCCAAGGGGGAACCCGCAACCCUCAACUGUAAGGCAGAGGGGCGGCCUAACCCCACUGUGGAGUGGUACAAGGACAGGGAGCGGGUGGAAACGGACCGGGAUGACCCUCGAUCUCACCGAAUGCUCCUUCCCAGCGGCUCCCUCUUCUUCCUGCGUAUCGUACACGGACGACGCUCCAAACCAGAUGAGGGAGUCUACACCUGUGUGGCACGUAACUACCUUGGAGAGGCUGUCAGUCGAAACGCUUCACUGGAAGUAGCCAUCCUGAGGGAUGACUUCCGCCAGGCCCCCAGUGAUGUGGUGGUGGCAGCCGGUGAGCCAGCGGUCCUGGAGUGUGUUCCCCCCCGCGGUCACCCUGAGCCCACCGUCUCCUGGAAGAGGAACAAUGCCCGCGUCAGCAGCAAGGAUGACCGCAUCUCUAUGCGUGGGGGCAAGCUGAUGAUCUCCUACACCAGGAAGAGUGAUGCUGGCAUGUAUGUGUGUGUGGGCACCAACAUGGUGGGAGAGAGGGACAGUGACCCUGCUGAGUUGGUGGUGUAUGAGCGUCCUGUGCUGAUACGGAGGCCGGUGAACCAGGUGGUGAUGGAAGAAGAAACCGUUGAUUUCCUGUGUGAGGUACAUGGAGACCCCGCCCCCACGAUACGCUGGCGUCGAGAGGAGGGGGAGCUCCCCCGCGGGAGGUUUGAGAUCCACAGUGACAACAGCCUACGUCUGACUAGGGUGAGAGGGGAGGACGGGGGAACUUACACCUGUAUGUCUGAGAACAGCGUGGGCAAAACAGAGGCUUCAGCCACGCUAGAGGUCCAUGUGCCCCCACAGAUCACCAUUAAACCCCAGGACCAGAUUUCCGCUCAGGGGUGCAGUGUCACCUUCCGCUGCGGCACCAGAGGAAACCCCUCACCUGCCAUCUUCUGGAAGAAAGAAGGAAGCCAGAUGCUGUUGUUUCCUGGCCAGCCCCUCUCCCAGUCCGGUCGCUACUCUGUUUCCAUGAGUGGUGAGCUGUCCAUCACCGACGUGCACCUGGAGGAUUCUGGGUAUUAUAUCUGCCAGGCCAUCAGUGUAGCAGGAAGUGUCCUGACCAAAGCCCUGCUGGAGGUGGAAGGGGGUCCUUCAGACCGUGUUCCACCAAUCAUCCGUCAAGGCCCAGCCAAUCAGACGUUGGGUCUGGGGUCCAUUGCCCAGUUGCAGUGUCAUGCGAUUGGUGGACCCUCACUAAGGAUCAUGUGGGAAAAGGACGGGGAGAAGAUUGUGGGGGAUGACCCCCGCAUGACCCUGAUGGAGAACGGAACACUGCAGAUCACUAAUGUUGAGGAUAAGGAUUCGGGAAUGUACACUUGUGUGGUGUCCAGCGCCACGGGCGAGUCGAGCUGGAGCGGGACACUCACCAUAAGAGAGGACGGAGCCCCUGGGUCAUCAGUUCCCCGGGUGUCAGAGUCCAUCCAGCUGCCAGGGCCGCCCCAGAAGCCUGUGGUGACGGAUGUGACCAGGAAUACCGUCACCCUCACCUGGCAGUCCAACCCCCACGAGGGUGGGGCCGCUGUCACCUCCUACAUCAUCGAGGCCUUCAGCCAAUCCGUUGGCAGUGUGUGGCAGACGGUAGCUGACCACGUGAAACAGGAGAAGCACACCGUCAUCGGCCUGUACCCAAACACUGUCUACCUGUUCAUCGUCCGAGCAGUGAACUCCUACGGUCUGAGUGACCCCAGCCCAAUCUCUGAACCCAUCAGGACACAGGAUGGGAGUCCUACAGAGCAGGGGGUAGACCGCAGACAGGUGCAGAGAGAACUGGGGGAGGUGUCUCUCUACCUGCAGAAGCCUGUGGUCCUAUCACCCAGCAGUGCCCAGGUCUCCUGGACUGUGGCACGUCAGUCUCAGUACGUGCAGGGAUUCAGGCUGCUGUACCGCUCCACUGGCAGCGCCUGGUUAGUCCAGAAUGUGAAAGUGGGGCCUGAGCUCACCACUGUCCUAUCAGACCUGCACACGGACACAGAGUACGAGGUGAAGGUACGCCCCUACUUCAACGAGCUGCAGGGACUGGACAGCCCCCUGGUGCAGCUACGCACCCCUGAGGAGGUGUUAAGUGCUCCCCCGCAGGCUGUGUCGGUGGUCCAGCUCAGCAACAGCUCUAGCAUCAGUGUCUCCUGGGAACCUCCCCCCGCUGAUGUUCAGAGUGGUACAGUCCUGGAGUACAAGGUCUGGUGCCUGGGGAGUGACACUGAGUUGAAAACAGAGAGCCAUAUCAACAGGACAGUUGAUGGAGCGGGGUUGUCCAUCCUACUGACUGGGCUGCUGCCAGACCUCCAGUACAGUGUGAUGGUGGCUGCAGUCACCAACUUGGGAGUGGGUGAACAUAGCCCACCUAUAGACCUAGUCCUCACCCUGUCACUGGACAUGCCUUCAGACCCUCUGCAGAAAGACAGCAGCCUCAGUCUAUCAGAGCAGAUCACGGGAGUGGUCAGCCAACCAGCUUUCAUCGCUGGGUUGGGUGUGGCCUCGUGGCUGGUGCUCAUGGGGUUCAGUGGUUGGCUAUACUGUCGCCACCGCAGGAGGAAAGACCUGGGACACUACACCACCUCAUUUGCCUACACACCUGCAGUUGGAUUUGCUCACAGUGAAGGAUCUGGUCUCAGCAACGGAAGUAGACCAGGGAUGCUGGACUCCAACAUGGGGAACUACCCAUGGCUAGCAGACUCCUGGCCAGCCCCUGGCCUUGCCCACAAUGGAAAAGACUCAGUCAACUGUUGCUCUGGCAAACUGGACUCUACAGACAGAUACUACAAUGUUGGCAUCUCCAAUUACCUGAGCCAGUCUGAGAAGUACAGCUCAGUGUCCACAGACAGUCCCAUCUACAGCACCAUCAAUACAGCUGCUGCUGAGGACCUGCAGGGUUUAGCCUACUACAACAAAUACUCCAACACCCCCUACACCCAGGGCUCCAACACCCCCUACUCCCAGGGCCCUGACCCCUAUGCCAUUACCCCCGUCCUCUCCAACUCGGGCCUCUUCGGUCUGGAGCAGGACCUGGACCAGUUGACCAUCCAGUCUAGAGAGUACGCCAAGCUGCAGUACGCCAGGACAAGCAAUGCCAAGCUGGUGAAGCAGACUGGGAGAAGCAACUGGGAGGAUGUGCUAUCUCUACCACUGCCUGCUAAUAAAGAACGGGGUUACACAAAGAGAGACAGGGAUGAGGGGAGGAACAGUAGCUCAGAUGAGGAUGAGGAGGACUGGUGUCCCCCACUGCCAGCGAGGACCUACCUGAUGGAAGGCUCCAGGGACGAGUUACCCAGCCUGCCCUCCUCCAGAAGAGAGGAGCUGACCCAGGGCUCCACCUCCAGCCUGCGGUCCACAGCCAUACUUCCCCCCUCCCCUCAGGAGGAGACACACACCCUCAACCCCAACGGCAGCCCCCCGCUGCAGCACUUUGACCUGCUGGCCUGCUACGGGCCCAGUUCCCAUGUCUCCCAUUCCAACCACAACCUGUUUGCCAAUAAGGAUGAUGCCAGCGGGCCAUAUGAUGUCAGCGGGCUAUACCACACCAACCAAUGGGGAGACACCUCCAUGGGGGAGAGCUAUAUUUCAGAGAGGAGUGGCGGAGGAGGACAAUCUCCUCCUUUCCUGGCUGAGUCCGCCCACGCUACUCAGGGGCACAGAACCAGGAGCAAGAAGAAAGUCCUCAAGGAGGGCCAGCACCGACGAGAGCUGCAUGACCAAGCAGUCUGUGCAGACCUGCCCCCUCCGCCGGCCCCACCCCCUGCAGCAGACGACCCCCUGCAGCUCCUGGCUGAUGUGCUGGGCUGCAGCCGGACACCGUCGGCGGACAACUCGCCAGCUCUGCAGAGGAGAGGAGACUACUCCUCGCCCCAUAAGAGGGGGCCUACCAUGUGGGGCUCACAGGAUGAGGGUGUAAUCCCGUACUGCCCAUCCAGCUUUUUGCCCCGGGGCCAGAUGUCCGACUACGGUUCCCUUGGUGGAGGGGCGUCCUCGCGGGCUUCAACAGGACAGAGAGGGCCCGGAGCUGUCCGGAGGAGGGACGAGAACCUCAUGUAGCUGGAAGCAGAUUAUGUGAUGUGAAGUUCUCCGCCAUGUGUUUUUUAAAAGGUUCUUUUGCUGCUUCCAUUUUUGCUGAAAUCCAGACUGUUGCCAUGGUGUCAAAGAAGAGCUGAAGACAAAAGUGAAAGCAUUUAAGCUUGCCACCUGCUUUUUCAAUAUUAGUUCAUAUUUUCGUUUUUUAUUUAUUCAUAAUUUGUAUGUGAUUUGAUGUCCUGCCUCUGUAUAUAAACAUCUUUGCAACUUUUUUUAAACAUGACCUGGGAUAAAGAAAAUAUAUUGUAUUUUAAGAAAAGGGAAAGAAAGUCUUAAAAUGACGAUAGAUAUUAUACAUCGGAUGUUUGAAUGUACCUUAUGUUUAUUGUUUACCAUGGUGAUGUUUGUGUAAUGAAAGGAUAUGAGGCAGAAACUCUGUUAACAAGACCUGAUAGUUGGGCAUCUGUGAGGUUCUGUGAGUGUGUUGACAGUUUCUCUUUCUCUCUCGCGCGCUGUCAUUGUGGAGUCAACCUCCUGCUUCUUCUAAACCGGCAUAUCGAUCUUUUCAACAGCAGAUGAAAUAGCCUUGUCAUUUUAGGUUGUGAUGCUGAAAAUGUGUGAACCUAUACCCUUGUUAAACACCAAUUGAUAUGUUCUGUCAUCAGUGGAAUGAUUUGUUAAAAAAUACCAAUAAAACAUUUGUUAC
Molecule: messenger RNA, 5318 nt
Organism: Oncorhynchus keta (chum salmon)
Lineage: Eukaryota; Metazoa; Chordata; Actinopteri; Salmoniformes; Salmonidae
Product: roundabout homolog 2-like
Exons: 26
Coding region: 446-4636 (1396 amino acids)
Molecular function (GO): protein binding
Source: RefSeq, a predicted model, not a curated record